Molecule: messenger RNA, 897 nt
Organism: Stomoxys calcitrans (stable fly)
Lineage: Eukaryota; Metazoa; Arthropoda; Insecta; Diptera; Muscidae
Exons: 4
Coding region: 337-723 (128 amino acids)
Source: RefSeq, a predicted model, not a curated record
CGCAAACGACCAUCGGAACUUGGAUCCCGUUAAGCCGUGACUUACGCCUCCUUCAUGGAUUGUGAAAAAUAUACUGCUACAAUUGUAUCCAUGUAAGUUUCAAGAAUUCCUCCAUGAGACUCACGGUUUUAGCUUCCAUUAACCCAUCACCGGGGCUUACAUGGGCGGAAAAUAUGAAACAAACAUGGAACGAUUGAAACUAUAAUGACGUGGUAAGCCUGAUCUCUCAGGCCCCACGUUGGGCGCCAUUUUCUUGUCACGUACCCCCAUAGGAGGUCGCUCCACCUUUUCUCUGGAGUGGCAAUUGAUGCUGGCGGGCGCUGGCUGGGGCGGUGGAUGGGGCGCGGUUCUUUGCCAACACCUAUUGCCAAAAAGGAGGGACAAAAAAAACUAAAAUCAACCAGCUUGUGGAUGGACAAAUACAGCGGGUUCCUGGUUCUAAUGGCGACUGUUACGGAUAAAUGCCAAUGGAGUCCCCGGGUAUUGUGGUCCUGGUGGCAGCCUCUGCGGCCAAUAGGGUCCCUUUUAGGUUCUCGUUUGUCCGUCCAUCCGUCUAGUCUUUGGGGUUUUCUGAUGUGCUGCUUUCUCAGCACCGUAAGGUCAACAUUGGCUGAUGGGCAAGGAAAUAUCCUCUACUAUCCACUACCUAACCUAACUAUGAGCUCAUGCUUAGGUUACUCUAUAGAACCCAACCAAAGGAAAAAACUUUUUUUAACAAAAUAAAUCCGUCGAGAGUCAACCGUCUGCAUGCCUGUCUGUUUAUGGUCAGAGAAACUUUUUGGACUACCUUAUGGACACUGGGGUAUGCGACAGCGUCUAGGUCCCUCGGUGGAGUAGCGACAGGAGUUGUGGAUAUGCCAAUUGCAGCAGCUGAAGUCUUUUAUACGUGUGGCAUUG